AUACAGAAUCGAACGCGUGCUGUUGCUCCAGUUUCUCGCUUGCAACCGUCUACACGUUUCGAUAACUAGCAAGCGCUUACCUCGUUCACAUCAUUUUCUUUUUGCACAAAAUUUCUCGGACAUGCUCUGACUCGAUGUUCUUCUCUUUGUAAUAGUAUGCAUCCUAGGACGAACCACACUGUCAUCUUCACGGGUGCACCGCAGCUACUGCUCUCGAUGCACUUCCUAUUCUACCGUUAUUCCACCUUGUCCGCGACGCACUUGAGCCCAUUCAUCAGUAGCAUUACCCUUCGAUGGAAUGUCCUAGGUCUAUUGACGAUAUUCCCAACCUGCCUAGCACGUCCAAAAAAAAAACAUCAAUGGUUCAUUUUAGGCCUGAAGUAUCCAGUUCACCGGUUCUCCUGAAGAGACUGAAGCUGGUGAGAUAAUGCGAGCGAUGCAUUUGUAACCGCAGGUUCGCCAAUAUGUGUUUUCAAAAGCCAA
Molecule: messenger RNA, 483 nt
Organism: Desarmillaria tabescens
Lineage: Eukaryota; Fungi; Basidiomycota; Agaricomycetes; Agaricales; Physalacriaceae
Exons: 1
Coding region: 157-405 (82 amino acids)
Source: RefSeq, a predicted model, not a curated record